Cryphonectria parasitica EP155 is the source of this 1521-nucleotide messenger RNA. Its product is annotated as alpha/beta-hydrolase. The transcript is spliced from 3 exons. The record is from RefSeq and is a predicted model, not a curated record. NCBI's taxonomy places the organism in Eukaryota, Fungi, Ascomycota, Sordariomycetes, Diaporthales, Cryphonectriaceae. The coding region runs from base 1 to 1521 and encodes 506 amino acids.
AUGUACACUUCUUUACUGGCGACAGCGGCUUUGCUGCAGCUGGCAGCUGGCUCGACAUAUGCGCCACUCGCAACAACCAAAAAUGGCACCUACCAGGGCCGUUAUUUGCCUGAAUGGAAUCAAGAUCUCUUCCUCGGCAUUCCUUAUGCACAGCCGCCGGUGGGAGAUUUGCGCUUCCGAUGGCCUCAGAGCAUAAACACCUCGUUUGAAGGGGUCCGAGAUGCCUCCGAGUAUGGUUACAGCUGUAUGCAGUACCACACAGCAUUCAACAUCUCCGAGGAUUGUCUCAACAUCAACCCCGUCAUCGCCGUGGACAUGAAUUACCGCCUGGGGAUGUGGGGUUUCCUGCAGACUCCAGGGCUGGUGGCGGAGGGUUCCAGCAACGCGGGCCUGUUGGAUCAGAGGCUGGCCUUGCACUGGAUUCAAGAGAACAUCGCUGCCUUUGGAGGUGAUCCGGACCGAGUUGUUGUCUGGGGGGAGAGUGCAGGUGCGCAGAGUAUCGCGUAUCAGCACUUUAGUUAUGAUGGCCGAGACGACGAUCUGUAUCGCGGAGCCAUCAUGGAAAGCGGCGGACCCACAGGGUGUCAGGUUCAAGAUUUGGCUUAUUAUGCUGUCCCUGUCGAGAAUCUGACCCGGACAGUGGGCUGCUGGACGACUGCAGGCUGGACAGCAUCAACAAUACUACCUUGCCUGCGAAGCCUUGACCAAGAAACACUCUUCGCCGCCGCGCCUACGCAGGUCUGGAACCCACUCAUUGAUGGCGACUUUCUCACAGGGUACCCGAGCACACUGAUACGUGAUGACAAGUUCAACCGCGUCCCUCUUCUCACAGGCACCAACACAGACGAGGGCACCGGCUUCUCGCCGACGGGCCCCAAUACAGAGCAAGAUCUCUUUGACGAUUUCAUGUGGUGGCGCAGCUACGCCCUCUCGCCGCCCACGAUCCGCAAGUUCCUGGAGCUCUACCCAAAUGAUCCAUGUAUCGAGCCCCCCAUGUAUAUCUGGAACUGCUCCGUCUUCCCAGCCGAAGGCCUCGUCUGGCGCUGGGGCGCUGCCAUCGGAGGAGACAUGGUGAUGCACUCGGGCCGCCGCAAGAUGUGCGAGCUCUACGCAGGAACAGGCGGGCAGGACGUCUACUCAUACCGCUUUGACACGCGUCUUUGGAGCGAGACGCCCCUCAAGGGUGUCCCGCAUUUCGACAACGUGGCCUUCAGCUUCCAGAACAUCAGCGGGCUGUUGGGCCCCAGCCCGACGUACGACGAUGACCUCAGGAUCGCGAGGAGCAUCGCCAUCGCGUACAUCAGCUUCGUGCACAAUCUCGACCCCAAUCCUCCUGCUGCGUGGAAUGCUCUGGAAAAGGUCGACGCCCUCACUUUGCCGACCUGGCCCAAGUACAGCCUCGAUGAUCCCACGAACAUGGUGUUGAAUGUCACUGGUCCUUGGGUUGAGCCGGACACGUGGAGAAAGGAAGGGAUUGCUUAUAUGAACACGUAUGAUGUGGCACGAGAGUUGCUCGCGUAG